UCUGGUCUUAGAUUUACGCAGCACGAUAUUUUGAUCUUGGAACACAGUUUACACACAGAAGUAUGUAAGAAUAGAAAUAUAAAGAAAACUUAUGCUGCAUAUGGUCACUUACAAAAAUCAGCGCUGCUAAACACCUCGCGUCAGCGUCAGCGUCGUGCGUAAAGUUGUGCAAUGCAAGGGAACGGUAGCUCGUUGGCACCGGGUUUGGCAUCAUGCGGCCAGGCUCUAGAUGAAGGUGAUGUUAUUUUCAACCAGAGAGCGGGAGCUCUCCACAAUCUCUCCCUGCGCUGCUGGCUACAGCUCCUCUCCAAAGAGUCCGCGCCGGAGCUCUACGGCGACAGUUCGAGCAUGGCAAUGCGCGUGGUGAUCGCGCUCGUCUACCUGAUCGUUUGCGCGCUGGGACUCGUCGGGAACCUUUUGGCACUCUACCUGCUGCAGUCGCGCCACAGACUCAAGCAGUCCUCCAUCAACUGCUUCGUUAUGAGCCUGGCCGUGACCGACUUGCAGUUCGUCCUGACCCUACCUUUCUGGGCCGUGGACACCGCUUUGGACUUCCGAUGGCCUUUUGGAAAGGUGAUGUGCAAGAUCAUAAGCUCGGUGACCACCAUGAACAUGUACGCCAGCGUUUUCUUCCUGACGGCCAUGAGCGUUGCGCGUUACUGUUCCCUGUCCUCCUCCCUGCGGAUGCAAAGUACCAAGACGGCUUCGGCGGAGGUGAAAUGGGCCAGUUUGGGAAUCUGGGCCGUGUCUGUGGUGGCCACCAUUCCACAUGCGGUCUACUCAACCACGGCGCAGAUAUCAGACGACGAGCUGUGCUUAGUGCGCUUUUCGGACUCGGGAGGCUGGGACCCACAGCUGUUGUUGGGUCUUUAUCAGACCCAGAAGGUGCUUUUGGGGUUCGUGAUACCUCUCGUUAUCAUCUGCGUAUGUUACCUCCUCCUGUUGCGCUUCGUACUGCGGCAGCGUGUCAGCGGCAUCCCCGGUUCUGAAAGCGAGAGAGGUCGCAUCAAGCGCCGCUCCAAAGUCACCAAAUCCGUCACCAUCGUGGUGCUGUCAUUUUUCUUGUGUUGGCUACCCAACCAAGCACUGACUCUUUGGGGAGUGCUCAUCAAAUUCGACCUGGUACCUUUCAGUAAUGCGUUCUACAACGCGCAAGCUUACGCGUUCCCCAUCACAGUGUGCCUCGCGCACACGAACAGCUGCCUGAACCCGGUGCUGUACUGCUUGAUACGACAGGAGUACAGAACUGGACUUAAGAAACUUCUUUUCAGGGCCACUCCGUCUAUUCGCUAUCUGGCCAAGCUGGUGUACAGGGGCAAGAGGGUGGCUGAAGCACCACCCGGAGUGGCCGUGGUGCAGAUGGAGAUCGGUAUGUGACAUUACGAAAAAAAGACCCUAGAAAACUCACAAAGAGUUUACAAACGUUUUAUUUCAUUUUUAUUUAAAUCUCGUAACAUGGAUUUGCAUACGCACUUAAUGCCGAGCUUGUGAAAUAUACAACAUGCAUAUAAAUGUUUGGACACACUUUACGUUGUUUGUGAGCUCAAAAACCUUUCGGUUUAUUUAUUUUAUUCCAAAAAAUAUUUGUUUUUGUAUGUUUGUUUGUUUUAAAGAGAACUCAUUCAGAGCUGUUUUAUAAACAUAUGAUUGACUAAGUCUCAAAUAACUUUGAUUUGUUGAACUAUAUUUACAAUAAGUAUUUCACUUGUUGACAUUAGGCCUACUUUACUAUAUUUUUAAUGUUUCGAUUAUUGAUUACUAUUCUAAAAAAUGAUUACUAAUAAUACAAAAUUAUGAUUAAGUGUGUCCAAACUGUCAACUGAAGUCACAAUAAGACCAUACGUGCACUGGUGUUUAAACCAUCUCAGAACGCCAGCAUCAUCACAUGUACAGUUUAUGCAAAGCGGUACUCAGUUUUAGGAAAUUUAAAAACUGACAAUAACUCUUGCGUUGAAACCAAAUGCAUACAUUCCUGCAAGAUAAAUGCAAGAGAAAAUAAGAUUGAACUUUGUGGACCUUGAAUGGACAAGACCAAAUAUAAAUCAGAUUUGCUGAGGAGAGACUGUUUUCUAAACUCUCCUUGAGCACUUUGUAUGUUUAGUGUUAGAUAUUCAUGUACUGUCCAUAAGCUGACACAAACGCUGUCGGGUAUAUCAGCUGUACUAUAACACUGUCUGCUGGACUUUACAAGUGCCUGUUUUUAGGGCAUUGUGUUUUUCUUUCACUCACAUGUGAAUCUUGUGCUUACAUUAAAGGUUAACUCAAGUAUUGAAUUUACUCUGUA
This is a messenger RNA of Triplophysa dalaica, 2284 nucleotides long. It is a transcript of the gene rxfp3.2a, whose product is annotated as relaxin family peptide receptor 3.2a. Gene Ontology annotation, molecular function: G protein-coupled receptor activity. The transcript has a single exon. The record is from RefSeq and is a predicted model, not a curated record. Gene Ontology annotation, biological process: immune response; G protein-coupled receptor signaling pathway. Gene Ontology annotation, cellular component: membrane. Bases 172 to 1377 code for a protein of 401 amino acids. Lineage: Eukaryota; Metazoa; Chordata; Actinopteri; Cypriniformes; Nemacheilidae.